UUUUUUGUAUUUAUAUCGCUACAUAAUUCCGAUAUUUCGUCAGUUGAUCGAGAGAAGUGAAGGUGACUUCAAUCCUCUGGAUAAUCCCCAAGAGUGUAGUAACUGAGUAAAAAUGGAUUGGACAUUAGUGGCCCUAAGUGUUAUAACUUUUGUGGUGGUAGGAUAUUUGUGGGUGAAAAAACAAUACAGAUUCUUCGAGGAGAAAGGUGUUCCCUUCGUCAGACCGAAAUUUCCCCUUGGAAAUCUUUGGGGUGUUGGCAAGAAAUUUCACAGUGGAGAACUUAUUCGAAAAAUUUACACCAAACUUAAAGGAAAAGAUGUGAUUGGAGGUGUUUAUUUCUUCACGAGGCCUGUUGUAAUGCCUUUUGAUUUGGAUUUACUGAAGCAUAUACUCGUCAAGGAUUUUCAGUAUUUUCAUGAUCGUAAUAUCUACGUGAAUGAGAAAGAUGAUCCUCUGUCAGGCCAUCUAUUUGCACUUGGAGGACAGAGAUGGAAGCAUUUGAGAAACAAACUAAGUCCUACAUUCACAUCUGGAAAAAUGAAGAUGAUGCAUAGUACAAUAAUUGCCGUAGCUCAAGAAUUUCAAAAUUAUCUAGAGGACUUUGCUGAAAAGAAGGAAGAAAUUGAAGUGAAAGAUAUUUUGGGGAGAUUUACAACGGACGUUAUUGGUAGCUGUGCUUUUGGACUUGAAUGCAAUAGUCUUAAGGAUCCGGAUACACAGUUUCGUGUAAUGGGAAAGAAAGUUUUUGAUUUUGGUGGAUUUGAAUUUUUGAAGUUAUUCUUCUUAUCGAUGUUUCCCAACGUAGGGAGAACCCUUCGUAUGAGAGUGACAAAGCCGGAUGUAUCUGACUUCUUUAUGGGAGUCCUUAGAGAAACUAUUGACUACAGAGAAAAGAAUAAUGUCAAGAGAAAUGAUUUUCUGUCUCUCUUGAUCCAAAUCAAAAAUACUGGAAAAUUAGAUGACGAAGAAGUUGAUCUGGGGAAAAUGACUUUUGAAGAGUUAGCAGCUCAAACCUUCAUUUUCUUUAUUGCUGGAUUUGAGACAUCUUCGUCCACGAUGACAUUUGCAUUAUACGAACUAUCAAAAAAUCAGAAAGUUCAGAAUCAAGCUAGGGAAGAAGUCAAUAGGGUUCUUGAGAAGUACAACGGGGAAUAUACCUACGAAGCUUGUAUGGAAUUAAAAUACAUUGAUCAAGUGAUCAAAGAAACGCUACGACUACAUCCAAUCGUUCCGAAUUUAAUCCGGAGCUUGGGUCAGGACUAUAAAAUCCCGGAUCGCGAUUACGUUUUUAAGAAAGGAACCUUCUUCAGUAUCCCUAUAUUCGGUAUCCAUCGUGAUCCUGAUAUCUAUCCUGAUCCCGAUCGUUUCGAUCCGGAUCGUUUCACCGAAGAGAACAUUAAGAACCGACAUUCCUAUGCUUGGCUUCCGUUCGGAGAAGGACCUAGGAAUUGUGUCGGAAUGAGAUUUGGCAUGAUGCAGACAAGGGUUGGACUGGCUACCCUACUUAGCAAAUACAGGAUCACCCCGACUGAUAGAACUCCUAUUCCGAUGUCUUAUUCACCGACUUCUGCUGUUCUAUCACCACGAGACGGAAUGUGGCUCAAAAUUGAAAAAGUUUAAAUAACUACGUUUUAUAUUUUUCACAAAAUGAAAUGACUGGCAAUGCUAUUAUCUUGUGAACAUUGCCAAUUUUCAAAUUUCGAUAAGAUUGGGCGUAUGCUUUGUCAUUCUACCAUUUAAUUGAUGUGAGUAGAGAGAUAUACUUAAUAACAUUGUCCAUUUUGGUUGUGUUCUGUGCAAUAACGAGGCAAUUUGCUAUAUUUUGCCGACUUUAUGUACGUAUAAUUUUAAGUGUUAACCUAAGAAUUAUUUAGUAGAUUAGCUUGCCUUUAACUUCUAUGUAAACAUUGACGUUCAGGAAGCGUCUAUUGACGUAUUUGACUGUGAAUUCCUUAAUGUAAUUAACAAAAAUAAAGAACACCGGUAUGUAAAUUAUCCAAGUCAUAAUAAAGGUAAUUCCCUUAACCGA
Molecule: messenger RNA, 2030 nt
Organism: Phlebotomus papatasi
Lineage: Eukaryota; Metazoa; Arthropoda; Insecta; Diptera; Psychodidae
Product: cytochrome P450 6A1-like
Exons: 2
Coding region: 113-1621 (502 amino acids)
Molecular function (GO): oxidoreductase activity, acting on paired donors, with incorporation or reduction of molecular oxygen; iron ion binding; monooxygenase activity
Source: RefSeq, a predicted model, not a curated record